UCUAUGAUUGCUCUCACUGCGAAUUGAGUCUAGGGCCUUUGCGACAAUCCCGUUCUUUCUCGGCCCCUUGUCUACUUCAACUUGCGCCUGCACCCGCGAUUGCGCCCCAGUACUUUUGCCCCAUCAUGGCUCCCUCCAUAACUUACAAUCGAACUGUCACGACCGCCUGGCGAUCCCUCGCACAAGGUCCGUUGCCAGGCUGUCGCAUACUCGGGCCGCUUCAUUUUAACACAAUCUCAGCUUCAUUGCGGUCUUCGACACGACCCAACGCCCGUCCGCUCAUGGCCGUCCCCGUGCCCCCCAAAUCGCUCCGAUAUUCGACAUCGACGAAUGCCCCCAAAUUCUCCUACCAUAUCGCCUCCUCCUUCAUCGCCAAAGACCGACCAUACGAUCCCUCAACUCAUGUAUUUCACUUCAACCCUUAUAAUCGCAUCCAACCACCGCGAAAUCGUCGCCCUUCCGCACGUCCCGAAUCCGGCCACGAUGCCUUCUUCGUCAGCCGCCUUAAUGACUCCGGUUCGGUAGCAUUCGGUCUUGCAGAUGGUGUUGGCGGUUGGGUAGACUCUGGGGUCGAUCCCGCCGACUUCUCUCACGGCUUCUGCGACUACAUGGCCAUUGCCGCUCACGAACACAAGGACGAAAACGAUCCUCCACUUACUGCAAGGAAGCUUAUGCAAAAGGGAUACGAUGCCAUCUGCCAGGACAGGAGCCUGCGCGCUGGUGGAAGUACGGCCUGUGUGGGCAUCGCGGGAGCAGACGGGAACCUCGAAGUGGCAAACCUCGGCGACUCCGGUUUCUUACAACUGCGCCUAAACGGCGUCCAUUCCUACUCAGAGCCACAAACACACGCCUUCAACACCCCGUUCCAGUUGUCUCUGGUUCCUCCCAGCGUCGCGGCCCGCAUGGCAGCAUUCGGUGGUGCUCAGUUGAGCGACUUGCCUCGAGACGCAGAUGUAACCCAGCACUCACUUCGCCACGGCGACGUUAUUGUGUUUGCGACGGACGGUGUGCUCGACAACCUCUUCAACCAAGAUAUUCUGCGAAUCGCCAGCCGAGUCUUGGUAUCGAGCGGCGCUUGGGUGAUGACGGAAAGUGGAGGUGCUCGCGUGGUUGAUUCACUGGAUCCGUUGGUCAAGUUGCCCGAGGCCUCCGCUGGCAAAAAGGCCGUGACUUUGCAGAGCAUGCUCGCCACCGAAAUUGUUACUGCGGCAAAGCGAGCCAGUGUCAAUACCAAACUUGACGGCCCCUUCGCUAAGGAGGUCCAGAAGUACUAUCCUCAAGAGAACUGGCACGGCGGCAAGGUGGACGACAUCUGCGUCAUCGUGGCUGUGGUCAAUGAAGAGUCGGGGGGGUUGAAGAGCAAGUUGUAAUUUUCAGCGCGCACGGGUUUGGGCAUAGAACAUGGCACAUAGAGGCAGGAACGCAAGCAUAUUGGGAUCAUGGGAAUGUUCGGAGUCAAUAUAGAACGGGGAAAUACGCGGUUACCGGGUCUGCGGGAAAUGUACAUAGGAUGGCGCCUCGCAUGACAUAUGAGUCGCUAAUAUGACG
Molecule: messenger RNA, 1548 nt
Organism: Ilyonectria robusta
Lineage: Eukaryota; Fungi; Ascomycota; Sordariomycetes; Hypocreales; Nectriaceae
Product: phosphatase 2C-like domain-containing protein
Exons: 1
Coding region: 126-1370 (414 amino acids)
Source: RefSeq, a predicted model, not a curated record